ACGACGUACUUUUUUUGUUGUGGCUUUGUUUAGACAUUAGAAUUCAGACCACACAAAAAAGGAAAAGGUCGUGGGAGACUUUCUUCAUUAUCCCCUUUCUUUCUUUGCCAUAUUUCCCCUUCUCCAACUUUUGCCAAUAGAGAGAGAGAGGCCUGGACAAACACCACCGGUCACCAAGAACAAACGCUUUUUCCACAUCCCACAAACAUUCAUGAUUCAUCCAUCAAAAGUUGUAGUAGACUAGUAUCAACUGCUCAGAUAGAUGGAUAGAUGAUUCAGAUCUGUUCCUCUCAUUCAAUGGGUCUCACACGGAAGGUAUCCGAUGCCCUUUUUACUGUGCGGAUUCCACCUCUCGUUUUAUCCACCAGAAUUUCUGCAAAUUUGAGCUAAUCAAUAAUAUUUCAUAUCCGCUUCGACUCUGCGGUAUAUUCCCCACACGGAAGAUCUUACCUCCUCCUUCCUGUGUAGCUUUUAAUUUUCGUAUGUUUCUUUUUUAUCCUGGUCAUCAUCAUCCGAUUUGGCUUCGGAAUGCUCAACCCUUCUUCAUCUCGCUUUUCGAGACACCAAGUUUCCGAUCCUUAAAUUCUUGAGAAAUUCUCGCGUUCUUCUCCUACCUCUUUGUCCCAUUCUCGUAUCUAAAAAUAUCAGCCACAUUCAUUGCAAAUAAACUCACUCGUUUUCUUGGGGUGGAUGGAAGCUGGUGGUGGGAUUACUAUUCCCAGAAGGCAUUUGAUUUCGGACGAAAAACUCGAGUCUCCGAAUCUCCGAGACUACCUCAGAAUUAGGCAAGACGAAAACCUCGAUAACAACAAUAAUUUCCGACCAAACAUGUCCAAUCUAACGUUAAGCGCUGUGUUAAAAACUGAGGACAGAAGCGGAGGUCCAAUGCGGACCCCAUCAAACCGGACCCUUAUGGAUAUAAUCAGGGAAGACCCCAACGGUGGCGGCUAUAGUAAGGAUACCAGGAAGAGCUGGAGGAACUUUAGAGAGAAGCUUCGCCUACGCCGGCAAGGUUCCGGCUCCUCCUGGACUUCUUCUGUUCCGGUUCCGGCCUCCGACGUUCCCAUUCAGCACCCCAUGGGCAGCAGCAGCAGCAGCCGGAGAAUGAUGAUGUCCCGGCGAGACUCCACCCGGUUAAACACGCCCACACCCGACCAGACGAGUCAGCCGGACGCGGAUUUGAGCUCGGGAGUUCCCCGGAGUAGAUCGUCGAUGCUGCAGCGGAACGAGAGUCGGGCUAUCCGCGGAAGGUAUGAUAAUGCACGCGGAAUUGACGAUGAAAUGGGGGCGGAGGAGGGAGAAGAGACAGAGGGGGAGACGACGGCAGAGGAGGAGGAGGAGGGAGGAGGUGGCGGAACCGGAGGAGGAGAGGAGCAGCCGGUGAGGAUGUCGCUGAUGGCGUUGUUGGCGGAGACGGAUAGGCAAAUGGGGCUGGAUGGAUCGGGUUUUACGAUGGACGACGACGAGGAGGACGCGGAUGAGGAGGAGGAGGAGGAGGAGGAAGGCGGCGCGGGUGGCGGAGGGUAUAACAAUUGCUGCGUGUGCAUGGUUAGGCAUAAAGGUGCUGCGUUUAUCCCGUGUGGUCACACGUUUUGCAGGUUGUGUUCAAGGGAGCUUUGGGUGCAAAGAGGGAACUGCCCGCUCUGCAACAACUUCAUCUUGGAAAUUCUUGAUAUUUUCUGAUCAUGUUCAACCAAUCAAUCCCGGCGGCUCCUCCUCCUGCAUUCCAAGUUUUACCACCCACCCACCCACCAGAUGCAUGUCCCUCUCCUUAGAAUGUUUUGCCAUUGCUGCUACUACUACUACAGUGCUUUUUCUUUUUCACUUUUAUAAGUUUCUAUUUAUCCCUUUAUUUUUAUUUUUUUGAAUUUGCAGAGCGGGGUGCUGCGGGCGGGUUGGUAAAAAUAACAAUUCAAGUAUUCAUCAUAUGUUUCUUAAUUGCUUUUAUUAAACGCGUUGCUUCUACUCCAUUAGGGUGGUAGGCGCUUUGGUGGUGGUAGUGGUGGCCAUUGAAUGCCAGCUCUGUACAUUGUACUUAGUAUAGACAUUAUAGUAGCAUUUUGGACGUCUGUACUGCCAUCAAUUCAAUUAUUGUGACACUCCGGUCCAAAGCCUCAUCCACGUUCAAUUUCGUGCGUAUGUGAAGAAGAAACAAAUUUUUUGGCA
Molecule: messenger RNA, 2166 nt
Organism: Coffea eugenioides
Lineage: Eukaryota; Viridiplantae; Streptophyta; Magnoliopsida; Gentianales; Rubiaceae
Exons: 1
Coding region: 691-1683 (330 amino acids)
Source: RefSeq, a predicted model, not a curated record